AUUUAUGCCCGCAAUAGAAUAGGUGAGACAUGGGUUCUGUUGAUCAAGGAAGUAGUCCUGACACAGGAUUUCUUUCUUUCAUUGGAGCACAUGAGUUCUUCUCUCCUGAGUUGUGGAGGGCAGCAAUUACAGAGUUUGUGUCAACAGCGUUUCUUUUAUUGACACUAACACUUGCAAUCAUGGCUUGCUUGGAUUACAAUGACACCUCUUCAAAGCUUCUUAUACCAUUUGCAGUGUUUUUUAUUGCCUUUCUCUUAUUGAUCUAUGCAGUUCCUUUAUCUGGUGGUCAUAUGAACCCUGUUUUCACCUUCAUAGCUGUUCUCAGAGGACUCAUAACCAUCACAAGGGCUAUCAUAUACAUCUUGGCCCAAUGUCUUGGGUCCAUAAUGGGCUUCUUCGUAAUCAAGAGCGUGAUGGCCCAGUCCGAAGUUGAAAAGUACGCAUUAGGAGGUUGCAGAAUUGGUGGGCUAGGCCCAGGAACUGCACUUGUAGUUGAGGUUACAAGCAAUUUUGUGGUGCUUCUUGUUGGAGUGACUGUGGGAUUUGACAAGAGGAGGUGGGAAGAACUUGGGUCUGCAAUGGUUUGUGUUGUAGUUGCAGGUUCUUUUGCACUUGGAGUUUUUGUUUCAACGGUUAUAACUGGGCGGGCCGAUUAUGGUGGUGCGGGCUUGAACCCUGCAAGGUGUUUGGGCCCUGCAUUAUGGUAUGGUGGGCCUUUAUGGGAUGGGCAUUGGGUUUUUUGGUGUGGGCCUUUUCUCGCUUGUAUUAUCUAUUUUGGAUAUUCACUAACUUUGCCUCAAAAGGGUUUGGUGUUAGGAGAGAGUCACAUAGUGAAGCAAAUUAGGGUUAGUUGUUUGGGUGGCAAUAAUUCUCUUGAGCAUUACCAUGGAAAAGUCUGAGGAACUAUGGAGUAUGAACAAUCAACUAUGCCGAAGAAAGUGCUAGCCAGUGGAAGAGCACAAUUUAGCUUCUUGUACAAUAAUAGUACUUUUUCUUGGAAUUUGAUUGUGUGCUUUAUGGAACCUCCCUUGAAUUAAUAAUA
Tripterygium wilfordii is the source of this 1042-nucleotide messenger RNA. RefSeq names its product probable aquaporin PIP2-6. Gene Ontology annotation, cellular component: membrane. Bases 30 to 899 code for a protein of 289 amino acids. The transcript is spliced from 2 exons. Gene Ontology annotation, molecular function: channel activity. Gene Ontology annotation, biological process: transmembrane transport. NCBI's taxonomy places the organism in Eukaryota, Viridiplantae, Streptophyta, Magnoliopsida, Celastrales, Celastraceae. The record is from RefSeq and is a predicted model, not a curated record.